AGAAAGUAGGCGUAAAUGCAUAGCAUAGUACCAUUGGGUUGAAGUUUGCCCCUCCCUUGUUAUAUAUAAAUAAUAACAACCGGGAGCUGUGCUAGCAUGUGGAACGAGAACCUGUGGGACAAGUAGCACGUUUUCCUAUAGCACUUAAAGCAGUCAGGUUCCUGAAUACCUCAUUCGUUUGCCGAGUUAUCUAAGCGGAAACACCGGAGAAAGCAGCAGCAUGUCGGUGGACAGCGUGUUCAGGACCCGCUCUCUCGGUGUGGCCGCCGAAGGUCUUCCUGACCAGUAUGCCGACGGCAAGGCAGCCAAAGUCUGGGAGCUGUACAUCGGAGACACGCAGAGUAGGACGCAGGAAUACAAAAGCUGGGUGGUCGCUUUGCUAAAAGAGCAAGGGGUGAAGAAAGUGCUGGAUGUAGCCUGCGGAACAGGAGUUGACUCCAUCAUGUUGGUGGAGGAGGGAUUUAACAUGACGAGCGUGGAUGCCAGCGACAAAAUGCUCAAGUACGCACUGAAGUCACGAUGGGAGAGAAGAAAAGAACAAGCUUUUGACCAGUGGGUGAUUGAAGAGGCCAAUUGGUUGACGUUAUCAGAGGAUCUUCCAAAACCAGGCCCUGGCUUUGAUGCUGUCAUCUGCCUCGGCAACUCAUUCGCCCAUUUACCAGAUUUUAAAGGGGACCAGAGUGACCAAAGGUUGGCCCUUCAGAACAUUGCCAGUAUGGUGAGACCUGGUGGGAUCCUCAUCAUUGACCACCGUAACUACGACUACAUCCUGGAGACCGGCCAGGCGCCACAAGGCAAAAAUAUCUACUAUAAGAGUGAUCUCACUCAGGACAUCUCUACCUCUGUGCUGUGGGUCAACAAUAAGCCCCAUAUGAUCACUCUGGACUACACCAUCCAUGUGCCCAAGGCCGCUCUGCAAAAUCUACCUGAAGUCAGUAAAUUCCGUCUCUCCUACUACCCUCACUGUCUGGAGAGCUUCACUGGGUUACUGAAGGAGGCGUUCCACGGCAAAAUGGAGCACAGCGUCUACGGAGACUUCAAGACAUACGUCCCUGCCCAGGCCCAGGCCCCCUGCUACUUCAUCCACGUCUGCAAGAAGACCGCCUAGAAGCCACACACACACACACACACACACACACACACACACACACACACACACACACACACACACACACACACACACACACACACACACACACACAGAGAGAGCUUAGAAAAUAAUAGCUUCCUGUUCUCUUUAAGUCUGAACAUGCUCUUCCAGAUUUGGGCAACAUUAUAUUUGAAUAUGUUUUUAAAAAAAAAAAAUCUUAGAUCUUGAUAACAAAUUUAAAAAAGCAGCAUAUUUGCGACACUGUAGAGUGGUGCAGGAAUGAGUCCGUUAAUGAGUUCGCAUUUUAGCACUUGCUGUUUCCUUAAAGUCAACGGGUAGUACAAGCUGAAGAGAUGUUUUAAAUGUGAUCUACGAUAGAAAACACCUCAGUAAGUAGUCCACUGGGGAUUUUCUGGAGCUUCUAUUUGUCUAACAUGAGGCUAAAUGAGACUACUAAACAUCAUCAUGGCGAACAUUAGCCGCCUUUAGCUUAGUGGCGGUGACAUUAAGUAAUCUUUGAAGCCUAACAUUAGCUAUUUACGUAUGUCGGUCCACUUAAAAAACAAAUCAUUAAGUGGUGUUAGUAUCUGGAGAUUAUCCUGCUGAACAAAAUGUGUAGUUAUCAGUUACAUGUGUUUGCCACAGAUCUUAAAGCAAGUGGAAAAAUCCCAUUGCUUUUUGUGGAGGGAGCCCUUUGCGAUGCUAACUUCCGGGUCGGCCUACGUCAUCACUGCACCACUCUGUCAUCGUUUUACUUUGUGUCAUGAACAUACGAAAGCUGGAAUGAUAAUCAUAUUUGUUUUUUUAAAUGAUCAUAGUCGGGUAAUUCAUGCAUUAUCCUGAUUGUAAAAAGUGAGCUAAAAUAUUUGGCUUUACCUAAUACAAUUGGUUGAUUCAUAUCUCACCUUUUUACUUAGUCCCAAAAAAUAACAGUCUUAAAAGAUCAAAACUGGUUUGAAAAAUAUAUUCAAAAUGUAUCGGACCACUGUCUUCCCCAUAUCGUUUUUUUCCCAAUGUUCUUUAUGUUGCUUUUCUUGUUUCCUCCUUACUUACCGCCUUUCGGAGCUUUAAUAUCCCACAAUAAUGUUUUGAAAUGGUGCGGUACAUCACUGAUAUUCCUCAUGAUGGAACACUUGAUAUUACCAGCAUGUUAUGUACAAAGUGCUUGGAUAUUUUCAAACAAUUGAACUUUACCACAA
This is a messenger RNA of Notothenia coriiceps (black rockcod), 2289 nucleotides long. RefSeq names its product glycine N-methyltransferase (gene gnmt). Gene Ontology annotation, molecular function: S-adenosyl-L-methionine binding; identical protein binding; glycine binding. NCBI's taxonomy places the organism in Eukaryota, Metazoa, Chordata, Actinopteri, Perciformes, Nototheniidae. Gene Ontology annotation, cellular component: cytosol. The record is from RefSeq and is a predicted model, not a curated record. Bases 221 to 1108 code for a protein of 295 amino acids. The transcript has 6 exons. Gene Ontology annotation, biological process: S-adenosylmethionine metabolic process; protein homotetramerization; regulation of gluconeogenesis.